UCACAUUUGCCUCAUGUGAGCUUGCCAGAUGCUCAAACCAGAGAAACUACUCUCCUCCAUUUCCCGCCAAUUCCCAUCACUCAAACCCACACAACUCGACGAAUCACUCCCCCGCGCCCUCGCGAGAGACUUCCUCCGCCUCCUAAAAAAAUGCGUCUCCGUGAACCAACUCCGAGAGAUCCAAGCCCAGAUGCUAUCAAACUCCGUCUACAAACCGAACUUCCUGAUCCCCAAGGCCGUCGAUCUCGGAGACUUCCCUUACGCCUCCUCCCUCUUCUCCGCGACCGAACAACCGAACCACCACUCCUUCAAUUUCAUGAUCCGAGGCCUCACCAACACGUGGCGCGACCUCGGGGUCGAUAGAUCUGUCCACUCGUCGCUGUUCAAAGCCGGGUUGGAGAGAGACGACCACGUGAACCAUUCCUUGAUCGCUAUGUAUAGUAGAUGCGGUCGUGUGGGGGAUGCGCGGAAGGUGUUCGACGAAAUUACCGAGAGGGGUUUGGUGUCUUGGAACUCGAUGAUCUCUGGGUAUUUGGUCGCGGGAUGUGCGGAAGACGCGGUGGGUUUGUUUGGGGAGAUGAUGGAGGAGGAAGGAGGAGUUGAGCCUGAUGAGAGGACGUUGUGAAUGGUGAGUGUGUUGGGUGCUUGUGCGAGUUUGGGGGAUUUGAAAACUGGUGGAUUGGUUGAGGAGAUAGCUGUGAGGAAGAGGAUUGGGUUGAGGGCGUUCCUUGGGUCUAAGUUGAUCAGUAUGUAUGGGAAAUGCGGUGAGUUGGAUUCGGGUAGAAGGGUUUUUAGUGAGAUGGUUAACAAGGACCGUGUUGCUUGGAAUGCUAUGAUCACUGUAUACUCGCAAAACGGGAGGUCGAGUGAAGCUAUUAAGCUGUUUCGUGAGAUGGAAGAUUCAAGAGUUUCUCCUGACGCUAUCACGUUUUCUACAGUGCUGUCUGCUUGUGGUUCAGUUGGAGCUUUUGAGUUAGGCAAACGGAUCGAGACAUACGCUUUGGAAACAGGCUUGCAAUAUACUCCCUCUGUUCCUAAAUACUUGAUUAACAUUUACGUGGCUACAGGACUGGUUGAUAUGUACGGGAAGUGCGGAAGCAUAGAGGAAGCUCUUAGAGUAUUUGAGGCAAUGCCGGUGAAAAACGAAGCCACUUGGAACGCUAUGAUAUCUGCGUAUGCGCAUCAUGGACAAGGUCAAGAAGCACUAUCGCUGUUUGAUCAAAUGUCAGUUCCUCCAAGCGAUGUUACGUUCGUGGGAGUGCUCUCUGCUUGUGUCCACGCGGGUUUGGUCGAUCAGGGCCGUAGAUAUUUCCAUGAGAUGAGCUCCACGUUCGGGUUGGUUCCGAAAAUCGAGCAUUACACAAACGUGAUCGACCUCCUAUCUCGUGCGGGGAUGUUAGAGGAGGCGUGGGAGUUGAUGGAGAAGUUUCCUGGGAAGCCAGACGAGAUCAUGCUGGGGGCGAUUCUUGGAGCGUGUCAGAAGAGAAGAGACGUGGUGGUCGGAGGGAAAGCGAUGAGGAUGUUGAUGGAGAUGGAAGAGGCGAAGAACGCAGGGAACUAUGUUUUAUCUUCCAAGGUUUAUGCGGAUAUGAAGAUGUGGGAUGAAUGUGCGAAGACGAGGGCGUUGAUGAGAGAGAGAGGCGUGGUUAAGACACCGGGAUGUAGCUGGAUAGAGAUGGAGGGUGAGUUAAUGGAGUUUAAUGCAGGAAGCGGUUGGUUACAGUGUGGCAAGGAAGAUUCAGGUUCUUCGUUGUACGGUUUGUUGGUAGAGGAGAUGAAGAGUGAAAGGUAUGAUUAUCCAGUUUUGAGCUGCGACUUUCUGAAGAUGUAAUGGUUGGUAAAAGAUGUGAGUUAUUAACGCGUCUUCUCUGUGACUUUUCAAAGUAGUGUAAAGAGUUAUAGGUUCAUGACGAUAUGAUUUCAUGUGAUACUUGUGUAUUGUGGGGCUGAAUGGGUGGUUAGAUGUCAUAAGUACACUAACUUAUGACUUUGUCUACAAGCAUUUGUUUUGAAUUAUACAAGUUUUAUAACAAUCUAAAGGCCA
Messenger RNA from Raphanus sativus (radish), 2044 nucleotides. RefSeq names its product pentatricopeptide repeat-containing protein At2g34400. Gene Ontology annotation, biological process: RNA modification. Gene Ontology annotation, molecular function: RNA binding; protein binding. Lineage: Eukaryota; Viridiplantae; Streptophyta; Magnoliopsida; Brassicales; Brassicaceae. The record is from RefSeq and is a predicted model, not a curated record.